AUGGAUGUAGCGUUUUAUCCAUCAGAAUAUGAACGAUAUGCGCUUUACCCUCCUGAUGUAUUUCAGGAGUACAUGCAGAUGCUUGGAAUCGAUGCAGACGAGCACUUGAUCCUUUAUGCUCGAGAGAUGUGCGGAGGAAUGCUUCAUGCUGCUAAAAUUGCCUGGUUGUUGAAGUCAUAUGGUCACGAAAAGGUAUCUCUUGUUGAUGGCGGGUUCGACGAAUGGGUAAAAAAGGGUCAUCCAGUCAGCAAAGAUGACGUUAAACUGCAACGUGGAACGUGGAAGGCGACCGAUAACGUGGCCAAGUGCAACAUCAAAUUCGAACAACUGGAAGAACAACAUGGGGAUAGGAAAUACAUCGAGUGGACGGAUGAUAUAAACCUGCUCGAUGCUCGAGGUCGCGGUAAUUUUGAAGGCACUGUUCCCUCCACUCCACCACCAGGAGUGAGAGGUACCCAUAUUCCUGGUUUCAAGAAUUUCCCAGCAGCGGAGUUGGUCGAGGAGGGCCUAAUGCGAGACAACGACGAAAUCCGCAGCUGGCUCGAGGUGCACGGUUUCAAAUCGGAUCGGUCAACGGUCAUAAUGUGCGGGGUUGGUAUACAAUCUGCAAUGCUUGCAUACGCAAUAGAAGGCAUAUUUCCACACAAUCCUAUCCAAGUUUACAAUGGAUCUCUUAGAGAAAUGGAAAUUCGCGCAACCGAAGAGAGUGACGGGAGUCAUCGAGAACAUUUGAUAGCUCUUGUACUGACGGUUUUUGCCUCUCGUACACGUUAA
Messenger RNA from Cooperia oncophora, 774 nucleotides. Lineage: Eukaryota; Metazoa; Nematoda; Chromadorea; Rhabditida; Trichostrongylidae. The record is from the annotation of a GenBank genome assembly.